AUGAUAGCUAUGAAUAAAAUUAAAAACUUCGAUGCGAAAAAAUUUUUUAUUGAUUUGGCAACGGGUGGGACUGCUGCUGCAAUAUCGAAAACAGCAGUUGCACCCAUUGAGAGGGUGAAAAUAUUGUUGCAGGUGCAAGAUGCACAGAAAACAAUCGCGGUUGAAAAACGGUACAAAGGUAUUAUUGAUGUACUGAUUCGAGUUCCAAAGGAACAAGGGUUAACUGCUUUAUGGCGGGGUAAUUUAGCCAAUGUGAUCCGAUAUUUUCCUACACAGGCACUUAACUUCGCUUUUAAGGAUACAUUCAAGCAAAUGUUUAUGGGAGGCAUAGACAAGGAAAAACAGUUCUGGAGAUUUUUUGCGGGAAAUCUUGCAUCGGGUGGUGCUGCUGGUGCUGCAUCAAUGUGCUUUGUGUAUCCGCUAGAUUUUGCUCGGACACGGCUUGCAGCUGAUAUCGGGAAAGGCGAAAGUCGCGAAUUUAAAGGUUUGACGGAUUGUAUUGUGAAAGUUGCGAAAUCAGAUGGUAUCGUUGGAUUAUAUAGAGGUUUCCUGGUGUCAGUACAAGGGAUCAUUAUUUACCGUGCUGCCUACUUUGGUAUGUUUGAUACUGUAAAAACAUUGGUGGCUAGCGAAAAAAAAUUAAACUUCUUCUUUGCUUGGAUGAUUGCACAGAUCGUCACAGUAAGUUCUGGUAUUUUGUCGUAUCCAUGGGAUACUGUACGUCGUCGUAUGAUGAUGCAGUCUGGACGUAAAGAUAUUCUUUAUAAGAAUUCAUUCGACUGCGCGAUGAAAAUAAUCAAGAAUGAGGGUGCGAGUGCAAUGUUUAAAGGUGCGCUGUCGAAUGUUUUUCGAGGUACCGGCGGAGCAUUAGUAUUAGCAAUUUACGAUGAGAUUCAGAAAUACCUUUGA
Thelazia callipaeda (thelaziosis nematode) is the source of this 909-nucleotide messenger RNA. NCBI's taxonomy places the organism in Eukaryota, Metazoa, Nematoda, Chromadorea, Rhabditida, Thelaziidae. The record is from the annotation of a GenBank genome assembly.